This is a messenger RNA of Prorocentrum cordatum, 1777 nucleotides long. The record is from the annotation of a GenBank genome assembly. NCBI's taxonomy places the organism in Eukaryota, Dinophyceae, Prorocentrales, Prorocentraceae.
CACUCGCUCUCAGAUUGAGCCUGCCAUGGCGGACAAGCUCGAGACUGUGAACGAGCGCAACUGCGGUACCAAGACCAUGCGCGUGCGAGUGCUGGACCCGAUGGCGCGCAAGACCAAGAAGGACUGCGAGGUCUUCACCUGCAAGCUGAUCAGCGAGAGUGGCCUCUAUUGCACAGCCGAACAGAUGAUCUUCGGGGACUCGCCGGCGGCGCGCACGAGAGUCAGCAAAGCAUUGGCGACCAAGUGGACCGCGAAAUCCGCGUGGUCUCUCUCCAAGCUGAAGCUUGUGCGCAAGAAAGAGGCCUUCCACGGGGGCCCGCGCUCAUGCGUACUUCAGCUGAACAACAAGGCCAUGACCACGAAAGCAUUGGACGCGCCGGAGGCCAACAAGCUGCCGGACGAGCUGGAGCCCCCCGUGGGAGUCCAGGAUGUCCUCGACCUCUCGCAGGACCAGGCGAUCGACCUCCACGGGCUCGUCUCGGAUGUUUCUCCCGAAGCCCAAUUCAAAGGCAAGAACUUGGUGGAGGCCACGGUCUGCAACGAGGCCGGAAGCAGCAUCACCUUAAAAUUUUGGGAGGGGGGCGCCCCCCGCGCAGAGGAGCUGCAGAAGAAAGAGCCCGUCUACAUCUACGGAGCGUACUUGGUCCACCCCGACGGUGGCGGCGUGUGCCUGUCAGUCCGGGAGUCCACGUCCUUCGCCGCGCCUACAGGCACGCGCCCCGAGAUAGCGGCCAUGCUCGCCGGCGGCGUUCGCGACCUCGCCGGCGACCAGAUCCAAGGCCUGACCGUCUAUGAGGCCAAGGACUACAAGGUCGGGCCCGCCACCAGCUCCAACGCGGCCGUCCUGGACGCGCUCCUCCAGAGCAAGACGACGCCCCCGGACACCCUGUUCGAGAUCCCGGCAGCGUCAUUCUCCCUCAGCGACACGGAGACGCUCUUGACAAAAGAUGGGACCCGCGCCUGGGCAUCCGCGCGCAUGGUCGACCACGCUGGGUCCGUGGAGGCCAAGGUGACGGAGAAGGUCGCCCUCGCGCUGACUGGCUGCACGGACAAGGCGGAAUUCCAGGCCGACGUUGAACAGGGGUCCGCGACGUGGACCCGGGCGCGCGUUCGGGCCACGCUGCGCGCCCCGAAGAGCGUUGAUGGCGACAAGACGAGCACGGACCCCCGCCUGAUCAUCGUGUGCGCGGACCCCCGGAACUUCGACGCCGUCGCCCCGCUGCCCGCCCCGCACAGCGACAGCCGCGUCGUUCCCGCGCACGCCCGCAGCAUUUCCUUGAGCACCACCGGGAAGCUGACCAUCACCAUCGGCUCCGCGCGCUUCCUCGCGAGCGGCGCGCUCCUCCUGGUAGAGGCCACGAAAGACCCCGAGACCGUGCCGCGCGAGGGCGGCUUCGCGAUCACCAACUACAUCGUGGACGCGGCGGAGAGCGACUCCGACCAGAAAGCCGUCUUCCACGCCGUGACUGCCUGCGCGACGAAACGCUUGGGCCGCUGCGCGCUCGCGAAGAAAGACCAGGCGCUCAUCGUGGUCACCCACUUCGACGCCGCGACGUCCGAGUUUACCGUGAGCGACAUGUGGAAGUUGCCUCCCAGCAUCACGCCCGACGCGUUCAGGACCGAAAUUGCUGCUGCAGGUGAGACUCUGACCAGUCGCCGCACGCGCGCCAAGCGCAAGGCCGACCCCAAGGCCGAGGACAACUUCGACGAGUUCCUCGGGCCCGCGGUCAAGCGCAUCCACGAGGCGUUCGGCGACCCGGCCGCGCCCGCGGAGUGA